Lodderomyces beijingensis is the source of this 1929-nucleotide messenger RNA. The record is from the annotation of a GenBank genome assembly. Lineage: Eukaryota; Fungi; Ascomycota; Pichiomycetes; Serinales; Debaryomycetaceae.
AUGACAAAGAAGUUAACUGCUCAGGAAAAGUCAAAUAGAAAACCAGCUAGUCGAGCUUGUACAUUCUGUCAUGAAAAACACUUGCAAUGCUCGAACGAAAGACCUUGUAAGAACUGUGUCAAGAGAGAUAUUGCCGACCAAUGCCAUGACAUAAUGCGCAAGAGGGUAAAAUACCUCACCGGUUCAAAUAAAUUGCCUUCAAAAAGGCGAAAUAAACUGUCAGCAACGUCGUCACCAGUGUUUGGUUUGUCGGGAAAGUCUUCUCCUUUGGUUCCUGUCAAGGCCGAGUUUUCACCACCGCCACCGCCUGCUCCAUCCCAGUCACCUGAAAACCCAAUCAUAAAACCAGAGCCUCAGCACGUCCCGUUUCCUCUGAUAGUUUCCGAGUCUCCAGAACCCAGUGCAGCUGAAGGAAAGGCAAGCACCGAAAAUUUUGCCAACUCAAACGGCAACUCGAAUGUCUUGAAUGGCUCAAAUGGCUCAACUGUUGAUGCAAACAAAUCUGCCCAUUUCGAUGCCGCCGACAAAAUCUUGGAGACCGAUCCGAUUCAGCUUCACACCAACACGAUGCUAAACACUACUACUGAUGUCCUCAACAAGCUUCUAAACGACCACUAUGAAAUUGACAAUUUGCUACAACCGGCGUUGGAAAAUCUCCCAGUGGCAGAAAACACGUCCAUUUCUGCUCCGGUAUCCAUGAGCCAAAACAGCAAUCAUUUCAGUUCAAAUUACCUUAAUGAAGAAUACCUCAUGUUGGGUGAUAUACUACUUCAAUCCAAGCCAACGUCGCCGUCACCGUCGAGUGCCAGUGCAUCAGAUUACAACAUGCUUACUCCCUCGUAUAUCCAGAACUUGGAUUUCGAUAGUCUACAUCUGUCAAAGAGGAAAGUGGUGCAGAAAUUGAAAGAUUCGCGGCCGUUUAUCUCGUUGGGAUUCCCCAAGGACUCGUCAAUGGGCUUGGAUAAUUUAAACAAUAUGGCCCACCAAACAGAUAAUUUAUUAGACAACAACGUUAGCGCGCGAGGCACGAAGAACAAUUCCUCCACCAACAUUGCCAAGACAAACUCGAGUCUGAAUCUCAACCAGAACUCGAACUCGAACUCGAACUCGAACUCGAACUCGAACUCGAACACAAAUCCCAUCGCACUUGUCAAUUUUGGAACCAAGUAUUCAACAGAAUACGUCUCCCCCUUGGCCACGCAUCAGAUAUAUCAAGCGGUAUCAGACAUCUAUUCCAAGGAUGUCCUAAACUUUGAGUAUCCAAACUCAUACCAUGCGUUGACCCAUUUCCUCAAGACGCGAUUUCUGGGCAAUAACCUAGCACCAGAGGAAAAAUCCGAAAAGAGACAAAGGUUCUUGGUGAUUCUCAAAUUGAUUGCCAGUUAUAGACCAACAUUUAUCAGCGCACACAAGUCCUUGCUCAAGCCGCAGGACCUACUCUUUUUGGAAAUGAGUUUCCAGCGGUGCUUGAUCGAUUACGAGAAAUUGAGCCAGUUAAACUCGUCGCCCACAAUCAUAUGGCGUCGAACAGGAGAGAUUGUCAGCAUAACCGAUGACUUGUUAAGUUUGCUUGGCUACAAGCUACUGGACAUUCUCUCCAAAAGGACAUUUAUCAUGGAGAUCAUGUACGAUGACGAAUCAAUAGUGAAGUAUUUCCAACUAUUCAAAUCGGUUGCCGUGGGCAAUCUCCAUUCGAGUAUCAGCACAAAAGUCAAGCUUAUUAAAACGAACCCCGACGACAAUGGUGCGGCUAAUAAUGGAGGGUUUGGCGACGAUCACGAAUCGUUUGUCAACAAUGUGGGCACGAAUAGUUAUAUCGAGUUUUGCUCGGUAUGGACAGUGAAGAGAGACUUGUUUGACAUCCCGAUGCUUAUCAUUGGACAGUUUUUACCAAUAUUACCUGCUGGUGACGGGGUGCGUAUGUAUUAA